This is a messenger RNA of Hevea brasiliensis (rubber tree), 1467 nucleotides long. Its product is annotated as scarecrow-like protein 3. Gene Ontology annotation, cellular component: nucleus. The transcript has a single exon. Bases 111 to 1364 code for a protein of 417 amino acids. Gene Ontology annotation, biological process: regulation of DNA-templated transcription. The record is from RefSeq and is a predicted model, not a curated record. Gene Ontology annotation, molecular function: DNA-binding transcription factor activity; sequence-specific DNA binding. Lineage: Eukaryota; Viridiplantae; Streptophyta; Magnoliopsida; Malpighiales; Euphorbiaceae.
CCUCUUGCUUCACUGUUACCUGCUCCCCCUCCAAAAUUGAUUCCACUAUAAGUCUCAAAGCAUCGCCAAAAUCUUUAGAAGAAGCCUCUCCAAAAAUAGCAUAAGCCUAGAUGAGUUCCUUGAAACCUUUGUUAAAGCCAGACGUGACCUUAUCCCUUGCAUUAUCACCUUCCCCUGCUCAUGAUCAUGAAAUCCUAAAGCCUGAAGAAAGAGGUAUUCGUCUCAUUCAACUCCUCCUAAAAGGUGCUAAACAUGCUUCCUCCGGCAACUUUCAUCGGGCUGACGCAUGUCUCUCAGAGAUAUCGGAGCUCUCAUCAAUGUCUGGUGACUCCAUGCAGCGACUAGCUGCCCAAUUUGCCUCUGCCCUAGCCACCCGCCUUGUUAAGCGUUGGCCGGGCCUAUACAAGGCCCUAAACCAUCAUCAAAAGCCUAGAAUAGACGUAGACCAAGCCAAGACUCUCUUUGCAAGAGCAUUUCCUUUCCUUUGUUUUGCCUAUAUGGUUAUAACUCGAACCUUAGUUCAAGCCAUGGCAAAUGAGCAUGUAAUUCACAUUGUAGAUUUGAGCUCUGGUGACCCAAAAUUGUGGGUUCCUUUCCUCCAUAGCUUAGCUCACUUGCCAAAUGGGCCUCCACAUUUGAAGAUCACUUGUCUAAAUAGCAACAGAGCUAUUCUGGAUAAGUUGGGCCAAAGCCUAGUAAAAGAAGCUGAAACCUUAGACAUGCCCUUUCAAUUUAAUCCUCUGAGCAUAGGCUUGAGAGAACUAUCAGGUGACAUGCUUAAGGUAAGAUCAGGAGAGGCAUUAGCUUUCGUAUCCAUAUUAAAUCUUCAUGUAUUAUUAGCAGAAGAUGAUCAAGUAGAUGCACAUUUUGGAGGUGCCAAAUUUAAUGGUAUUAAAAGUUGUAAACCAUUGAGUGAUCUCUUAACAUUGAUUAGAUCGAUGUCACCUAAAUUAUUAUUUUUGGUAGAACAAGAAGCAAAUCAUAAUUUAGAUCGAUUAGUUGAUCGAUUCAUUGAGGGAUUACAUUAUUAUAGUGCAGUGUUUGAUUCAAUUGAUGCCACUUCAGGGAAUUUGGGUGGUGAAGGAAGGAUGAUUUUGGAGGAAAUGUUUGGGAGAGAGAUCGAAAAUAUUGUAGCAUGUGAAGGAUUGGAAAGAUUUGAAAGACAUGAGAGGUAUGGAAGAUGGGCAAUUAGGUUAGGACAAGGAGGGUUUAAGCCAAUCCGGUUGUGGUAUAAUUUUAAUGAGGAUACCAAACAAAUGGUUGAUGGGUUUGGUAAGGGUUACAAGAUUGCCAGUGAGAAAACAAGUUUGAUGAUUUGUUGGCAUGAACGUCCCCUUUAUGCUGUGACUGCAUGGACAUGCUAGUUGAUUAGCUAUGUGUAUUUUUAUAUUUAUUUUUUUAAUUUUACUAAUAAUGGAAAUUAUAUAUGAUUUGUAAAAAUGUAAAUGUGGGUCCAAAGAAAUAGAC